Conger conger (European conger) is the source of this 6586-nucleotide messenger RNA. RefSeq names its product striatin interacting protein 2 (gene strip2). The transcript is spliced from 20 exons. Gene Ontology annotation, cellular component: cytosol. The coding region runs from base 71 to 2398 and encodes 775 amino acids. The record is from RefSeq and is a predicted model, not a curated record. NCBI's taxonomy places the organism in Eukaryota, Metazoa, Chordata, Actinopteri, Anguilliformes, Congridae. Gene Ontology annotation, biological process: cytoskeleton organization.
CAAUGUGACAGUUCCAAGCGCUGUAUACUAAUGUGUUCUCUGCGGUGAAAAGUGACCGGGCUUUGGGCAGAUGCAGGCGGACGAAAUGGAGGUACCUAUUAAUGAUAUUAAUGACAGCAACAGACAGAAGUCUCUGCCGAAAGUCAAAGAGCUGUUCAAGAAUCAGCGAAAGGAUUCGGAGGGCUCCAUGGAGUCGCCCACCCUGGAGUUUGAGUAUGGGGACACAGACAGCCUCAUGGCUGAACUUUCAGAACUCUACAGUUACACGGAGGAGCCAGAGUUCGGCCUCAACAGGGAAUGCUUCGAGGAGGACUUCCGGAGCCAAGGUAGGCCGGGGGCCAAAUGGGGUUCAAGGGGAACAGACCUGACAUGUCCCCUAUGUCCUUGCAGUAAUAACCAGGCCUGCAGCAGUGCAGUAAGAAAACCUGCCAUCUCUCUGGCUGACAGCACUGAACUCAGGGUGCUCCUCAGCAUCAUGUACCUGAUGGUGGAGAUGAUCCGGGUGGAGACGGAGGAUGAUCGGCCUGAAUGGAGGACGGCCCGCGAGACCUUCAAAACGGAUCUGGGCUCCCCUCUGUAUAACGGAGAGCCCUUCGCCCUGAUGCUCUUCACCAUGGUGAACAAGUUCUGCAGCAUGAACGCGCCCCACUUCCCCAUGAAGAAAGUGCUUCUGCUCCUCUGGAAAACCAUCCUGCUGACCCUGGGGGGCUUUGAGGAGCUGCAGCAGAUGAAGGUGGGGGGUCGGGAGUGCCUGGGCCUGCCCCCCCUCCCGGAGGACAGCAUUAAGGUGGUGCGCAGCAUGCGGGCCGCCUCCCCCCCCGCCUCCGCCAUGGAGCUGAUCGAGCAGCAGCAGCAGCAGAAGAGGGGCCGCAGGAGCCGCAGGACGGCCUAUGUUGAUAGCUUGGAAGGAGACAGCCCCUUUCCCAGGAAGCAGCCGCUGAUGAAGCAGGACAGCCUGGACACGUACAACGAGCGCGACCCGUUCAAGAACGACGACGCGCGGGACGAGGAGGACGACGCCGACGACGUGGACAGCGGCAUCGAGGGCGAGGUGGACCCCCUGGACCGGGACGUGAUCAUCCAGCCCCCGCCCCCGCUGCCCCCGCUGCGACCGCCCACCGAGAGGCUGGCGUUCCCCAAGGGCCUACCCUGGGCCCCCAAAGUCAGGGAGAAAGAUAUCGAGCACUUCCUGGAGACCAGCAGGAACAAGUUCAUCGGCUUCACCCUGGGAAAUGACACAGAGACCUUGGUUGGUCUUCCCCGGCCCAUCCAUGAGAGUGUGAAGACCCUCAAACAGCACAAAUACAUCUCCCUGUCAGAAGUGCAGAUCAAGAGAGAAGACUCCUUACAGCAGUGCCCCAUGACCCUGGGGGAAGAGGACGUGGAGGAAACGCCCACUGAGAUCCUGUACCUGGGGAUGCUGCCGAACCUGUCCCAGUAUGUGAUAGCUCUGCUGAAGCUGCUCCUGGCCGCUGCUCCCACAUCCAAAGCCAAGACGGACUCUAUUAACAUCCUGGCCGACGUCCUGCCCGAGGAGAUGCCAAUCACGAUACUGCAGAGUAUGAAGUUGGGGAUCGAUGUGAACAGACACAAGGAGAUUAUCGUCAAGGCCAUCUCCGCUCUGCUGCUGCUGCUGCUGAAGCACUUUAAACUCAACCACAUCUACCAGUUUGAGUACGUCUCUCAGCAUCUGGUGUUCGCCAACUGCAUCCCGCUCAUCCUCAAGUUCUUCAACCAGAACAUCAUGUCCUACAUCAGCGCCAAAAACAGUAUCUGUGUGCUGGACUACCCCCAUUAUGUGGUGCACGAGAUGCCAGAGCUCACCGCCGAGAGUCUGGAAGCGGGGGACAGUAACCAGUUCUGCUGGAGGAACCUCUUCUCCUGCAUCAACCUGCUGCGCAUCCUCAACAAGCUGACCAAAUGGAAGCACUCCAGGACCAUGAUGCUGGUGGUGUUCAAAUCUGCUCCCAUCCUGAAGAGGGCGCUGAAGGUGAAGCAGGCCAUGAUGCAGCUGUACGUCCUGAAGCUGCUGAAGAUCCAGACCAAGUACCUGGGCCGGCAGUGGAGGAAGAGCAACAUGAAGACCAUGUCCGCCAUCUACCAGAAGGUCCGCCAUCGCCUGAACGACGACUGGGCCUACGGCAACGACAUCGAUGCGCGACCCUGGGACUUUCAGGCUGAGGAGUGCGCGCUCCGGGAGAGCAUCGAGAAGUUCAACAGCCGCCGCUACGACAAGAACCAGAACGGCGACUUCGCCCCCGUCGACAACUGCCUGCAGAGCGUGCUGGGACAGCGCGUGGACCUGCCGGAGGACUUCCACUUCAACUACGAGAUGUGGCUGGAGAGGGAGGUCUUCUCUCAGCCAAUCCAGUGGGAGGAGCUGCUGCAGGCCCAAUGAGGAGGCGGCGGGGGGGGGCGGGGCUUAGCUCCCGACAGUAGGUACUGUUCAGGUGGGCGGGGCGACCGGCGGACGGCACAUCUGAAUCUGAGACCAGCAGUCCACACAACAUGUGCCUACUACUGUCCUCUUGUAAAUAACCAAUAUUUAUCCUUUUUUUGGGUUGUAAAAAGUGUUUUUUUUUAUACCAUAUCCCUCAAUGCAGAUCACUAUAAGGGGAAAAUGCAUAAAAAAUACAGUAUUCAUGUCUAAGAUUUUACAGUGUGUUCUAUGGUUAGAUUAUCAAACUGCUCAGGCUUGUGUUUGCCCAACUGCCACAUAUGAAAGAUUAUUCUUAUGUCAAUUUUCCAGAACCCACCAGUGUUUCGUUCGAACACAGUAACAGUUUUUAUUUUUUUAUACUAUUGUAUUUCAACCUGUUCUUGUAAUACGCCAACAUAUGCAUUGCAGAUAAAAAGUUCAUUCUGUUUUUGCAAAGAAUUGUGGACAAAAGCAUUGUUGGGCAGAUAAAUGAUGAUUAUUUUCCUUUUACUCUCAGCUGUAUUCUACUCCCGAAGGCAUGGUCUCUCUGUUAUUAAGUGAAGCGCUCUAUUCUAUAACCAGCAUGAAUCAUACUACAAGAACAAUUCAUUUCUCAAAGAUUUAUGUAAAUAGCAGUAAAUCCAAGUAAUCCGUCACGGUUAUUUUUAUUUCAUUCUUAUUUGAGCCCAAUAUUCUCAACUGUGCUUUUGCAUUAAUGGUGACGCACAAGGCACAUUGGUGAUUGUAGUGCAAUUUGCCCAGGAAAAAUGAGUCCGUCAUUCACUGGACUAGAAAUGCACAUUCUCUAUUGCUGUAAUUAGGCGUCAUUACGCUGAUUGCACUUGUGGGGUAACACAGUAGCUCUUUUGGGUCAUGGUCACCAGGCGAACUUUGCCUAAAACACCAUCUACAGUGUCAUGGAAAUGAGCGUUAAUCCCCAAAUGUGAAAUUAGUCUUGAACGUCAACUUUGACUACGACGCCAAUGCCAAUAAUUGACUUGAACAUGCAAUAGCCGUUUCCAUGCACUAACAGCACCUGCAUUGUUGCCCAUAGUAUUCAAACAAAUCAAUCAUUAUCACAGCCCAAUGAUGCUUAACCUGGUGAAGAGUCCCCCUCCUAAAAAUGGAGGACCCUCUUUCCAAAGACUCAGUUCCUACCUACCGUCACAGGGAAACGAAGGGCCGUGUAACAGGGUUAUGUAACAAAACAAAACAAAAAACAAGGACUUUGUGUCUCAUGGUCUCUUUCCCAAGGACUGCGACUCAGAGUCUCGAGCCCUCAGCUCACGCUACAGGCCAGCGAGAGCGCGUUCACAUUGUGUGAGCUCCGGUCUCCACAGACACAGGUGCCCUUGGUGAAUACCAUUCCCACCCCACCUGAAUGCAUCGUAUUCAGGGGCGGGUUGGUGCUGCUCUAUGGUUUUGUCUUGUUUUUCCUCUUUCUAAUGGAGAAAUGAAUGCAGUUCAGCAGAAAGCAGGUCAGAAUCCAAGGCCCUGUAAUUAAAGCCAGCGAGCAGAGACCGUUCAGAGAACCUUCUCCCAGGGUGUGAACAGGGCUCUCUCUAUUCAAUCCUCACUUUUCUUUUUCCUCUCUCUCUCUCUCUCUCUCUCUCGUCGAGGAUUUGAACAGACGUGUCCCUGUACAUUCACCUCCCGCUGAAUAGGGAUUACGUAAUAUUGAUAUUGUAGCUUUUCACAGAUGUUUUUUUUAAUUUUUUUUUAUUAUUAUUGCCAAAAUCUUUAUCUUGACUGCUUAACUGUGUGUGGGCACUGGUUGAAAAGGUGCUCCGGAGAGAUUUAUGAGAAGCUGAAUGAAGGCAGAGCGUUCUGUCUUGCUAGACACUUUUCACCGAUUGUUUUGUUUUCAAAGAUUUAUUUGUUUUUCUACAAAUCUACAAUGCUUUUUAAUAAGGUACUUAUAAUCAAGUCAAACUACUGCUAAUAUUUCAGAGAGAGGUGGUUGGUACCCUCUAAAGUUCUUCAUCAACUAUAAAGAUUGUCCAUUCUAGUUUAGAAGCUAAUUCUGGCACAUGUUUUUAUAUUUCUUAGAUCUUUUCUGUACAGGUUGUUUUGGGCAAAUGGAAAAGCUGUAACUGUUGUACCAAAAAUGUUUUUUUUCUUUCAGAUUUUACUUAAAUGGACAAAUUCUUCAACAAAAGCUAAGCAGACUGUUGGAAUAUCUAUUUUUCCCCACAAAGGGUACCGAAUGAUUUAUGUGGCUGUCAACCUAAAGCUGAAGAAAAUCCAUUUUCAGACAGUGGUGAAAGGAUAGAUUUGGACGUGUAGAUGCCACUGAUUUAUUGUGGUCAUAUGCCUUGGGAUAUCUGGCUGUGUGUUAAAAUUACAGGAUCGCAAGAGAGUGUUCUUAUGACGGGCCAAUCAAAACUGCCGAAUAGAUCUUUUAACCAAUCAGAAUAGAAUGGAUGGAUAUCUUUUCAGGCAAGCCUCGUUAAAGGUACAUAAUGAGCUGGAUAUCCAAGGUCACUCCUAAAUACAAUAAGAAAACUGUUGAUAUUUGUCCGGCAUACAUUUACAUCAUGAAGAACAGUCCUGCACAUUGCCCACGUUUAGCAGAAAGACAACGUGCUUACACAGUUUUUGGUUGAAAGUGGGGACACAGCCAAAGGUUCGUAGCGAUUGGAUAAUCCAAAACGUUUUGAAAACUCUUGGCUCAAAACGGGCAACUUUUAUAUUAAAUGAAAACAGAACAAAUAGCUUUUUCAUAUCCUCUUCUGUUAUCUCACAUUUUAUUUAAAAUGGGAGUUUCUUCCCCACUUUGCCAUAGUUUACUGCACUUUCACGCAGAACAGGAACAGUGUACUGCUAGGUAAUAAAAUUCUGAAAGGAAUAAAUAAAACUUACAGCAAUACUAACAGUCAAUUAUGUGAAGUUGUCAGAUCUUGUCAGUUUAUGUGUGUGUGAAGCAGAAUUGUGAGUUAUUGUAAGAAUUGUAAGUGCUAGAUCUAAUCUGAAUGUGAACCCUUAUCUGGCAUUCAAAGCACAAGACCGCUCUGGGUAUUAAACCAGAGAUUGACUCACUCCUUUUUGGAAGCUGGCAAUAUUUUGAAAGGUUGUUUAUUAUGAUAUAUGCAAUACAGUUACGAUCAAAUGUGUUCAGGACCAUAUUGCUGCAAAAAACCAAGCGGAGAGAAUUCAGUAUGGUGGGGUUUCCCUCCAUUUCAAAGUCCACUUUACAUUAGCAAAGUACAUUUUCUAAGCUGGGCACCAUGCAGUGUCUCUUAUGAACUAGAGCACAAAUUAAGCGCAUCUCCUUCUUACCCUCUCCCUCACUCUCCAUCCUUUUCUCACUCUCUCCCUCACUCUCCAUCCUUUUCUCACUCUAUUGCACGGGUGCACAACUCCUGCAGGGCCGGGCUGCGUGCUUUUUAACUUCCUAAAUUGACUGACAUCUCUGUACACUACAUUGGUUCACUCCUGUACUCGAGCGCAGUAAAAUAUUUAGGAUGCACUUGCAGUCUGUGGCUGUUGGAUCAAGAUAUGAUUGAGCUGAUUAAAUAAUUAAGAACACAAGUUGGCAAAAUAUCCCUGCCCAUGUUGUGCACCCCUGUCCGACUGCUUUGUCUUCAAAAGUGUGAUGUAUCCUGAUGACCGUGAUUAGCCCUGAUCAGAUGACCCUGAUGACAUCGAUGAGCCCUGAUCAGAAAGUUAGCAAGCAUAUGCGACACUUGGGUAUGUCUGGUGCUAUACUCUGAAGCUCGUUGGUCAUCAUAAUGCUUUGCAGUCUAUGGCAAUAUUUGUUUCCAGUGCCAAAAUGAUCCAAAUAAUAUAUAUUUUUCUGUUGCUCUUUUUAACCCUCCGGCUUUAGACUGACCUUAUUCAGGGCUUGUUUAGAAGCAACAACAGGGUGUUUUUACACUGUAUUAAUCAUGGAAAUGUAUGGAUAUGUGAUGUUUCAUGUAUGUUGUUGGCACAUUUAUUAUUAGGUCUAAAAUCUCUGCAUUGUGGAAAUAUUACUGGGUUGUGUUUCUGCUGUAAUAAUCCAUGCAACCUGAAAUUAUUGUGUAUAUGUAUAGAGUAGUUAUCCGUUUUGUUUUUCAGGGUAAUGUGCAAUCACAAAUUUAGACAGCUAUUAUUGAACGAUGGAAUAAAUGCUGAAGGUUUUUCCUUUCAAAGAACCUUAAAUAAAGAGUUAAAUGUUUUAGAUAA